Messenger RNA from Jatropha curcas, 2014 nucleotides. RefSeq names its product chaperone protein dnaJ A6, chloroplastic. NCBI's taxonomy places the organism in Eukaryota, Viridiplantae, Streptophyta, Magnoliopsida, Malpighiales, Euphorbiaceae. Gene Ontology annotation, cellular component: chloroplast thylakoid membrane; cytoplasm. Gene Ontology annotation, biological process: protein refolding; response to heat. The record is from RefSeq and is a predicted model, not a curated record. Gene Ontology annotation, molecular function: heat shock protein binding; ATP binding.
GGAGAUGGCUAGAGUGACAAAGGCAGGGAACCGUAGCCCUGAUUAAACGAGAAAAUAUUCAUCUUCUUCAAUGAGAAAAAUAUAGCCUCAUCCUUCACCUGCUCCUGUGUGCUUCUAAUUCUUGCCUGUAACUCACCAAUCUCUCUCUCUCUCUCUCUCUCUCCGAGCGAGAAUUUGGAAAAGAAGCCACCGUUGUUCUUCGACUGGAUACGUAACAAACAGGUUGAUUAGGGUUUCAGGUGUAUAAUCAUUAUCUAACCAUCUUGUUUGUGAAAAUCUAUUGGAUGGCAAUUAUACCUUGUGGAAGCACAUCAGUUGCUCAAUGGGGUAUUCGACCUCAGUUCAUACUUAGAUCUUAUAUCCAAAACAGGAUAGUGACUACUCAGUAUGGUCUUAAUGGCAAGACAAGCUAUUUGGCAGCACCAAGUUCAAGCCUAUUUUCACGUGAUUCCUUUCCUGUAUUAUCUUUUGUUGGGCCAUCUCAAACUUCACAUCGUCGAAGGGGAUCACGAUUUACAGUUAGAGCUGAUGCUGAUUACUAUUCUGUCCUUGGAGUGUCAAAAAAUGCAAGUAAAUCUGAAAUCAAAAGUGCAUACCGGAAACUUGCAAGGAGUUAUCAUCCAGAUGUGAACAAAGAACCUGGGGCAGAGCAGAAGUUCAAGGAAAUUAGCAAUGCAUAUGAGGUCUUAUCAGAUGAUGAGAAACGAUCUCUGUAUGACAGGUAUGGUGAGGCUGGACUCAAAGGUGCUGGUGUGGGCAUGGGGGAUUUCAGCAAUCCUUUUGAUUUGUUUGAGUCGCUAUUUGAGGGCAUGGGAGGUAUGGGAGGCAUGGGAGGCAUGGGUGGCAUGGGAGCGAGAGGCUCCAGGAAUAGAGCAGUUGAUGGCCAGGAUGAAUAUUACAAUCUUGUAUUAACUUUCAAGGAAGCAGUUUUUGGGGUUGAAAAAGAGAUUGAGAUAACUCGACUGGAAAGCUGUGCAACUUGCAAUGGUUCAGGUGCAAAACCGGGGACAAAGCCAUCUACAUGUACUACAUGCGGUGGCCAAGGCCAGGUUGUCUCCUCUGCAAGGACUCCAUUAGGUGUCUUCCAGCAGGUAAUGACCUGCUCUUCAUGUGGUGGUACUGGGGAAACAUUUACCUCUUGCAACACAUGUUCUGGGGACGGUCGAGUAAGGAGGACAAAACGUAUCAGUUUAAAAGUGCCAGCUGGUGUAGACUCAGGGAGCCGUUUGAGAGUCCGUUCUGAAGGUAAUGCUGGAAGGAGAGGUGGGUCACCUGGUGACCUCUUUGUUAUUAUUGAAGUCAUCCCAGAUCCUGUUCUAAAACGUGAUGACACCAACAUCUUGUACACUUGCAAGGUGUCAUACAUAGAUGCAAUUUUGGGUACAACAAUCAAGGUCCCAACUGUUGAUGGCAUGGUUGAUCUCAAGAUCCCAGCUGGAACACAGCCCAACACCACACUUGUAAUGGCAAAGAAAGGAGUACCUGUGCUAAAUAAAAGCAACAUGAGAGGUGAUCAGUUGGUUCGUGUACAAGUCGAAAUUCCUAAAAGAUUGAGCGGCGAAGAGAGAAAACUCGUUGAGGAGCUUGCAGAUCUAAGCAAGGGCAAAACAGCUAGUAGUCGAAGAUAAAUGGUUAGACAUUGAUAUUAUCUGUCUUCAUUUGAUGUUUUGCAAGCCUUAUCAGAUCAUUUCUCCGUUUGAAUGCAACUCUGCACGUCCUUGCUGCAUGAAAUUUUAACAGUUGAUCAUUGUAGUUUUGGAGCCGUAAACAAGGUUCUGUUAUGGCAGGUGAAAGCCAUUGUUAUAAUUUUGUCCCAUAGAAUUAGAUCUUUUAGAAAAUGGAGAAGAUCAAAUAGGAAAUGGAAGUUGGAGAUAUAUCCCUCUUUUGAUUUGAUUUUGUUUUGUUUUGUUUUUAAAAGCAGACUUGAUACUUUCUUAUAAAUUAUUAUUCUUUGGGAUAGAGCUAAAAUUUUGUGCAAAAACAUUAUUAUUUUUUAAUUUUUUUUCUGAUAUUA